Messenger RNA from Lynx canadensis (Canada lynx), 1148 nucleotides. RefSeq lists its product as uncharacterized. The record is from RefSeq and is a predicted model, not a curated record. Bases 156 to 1148 code for a protein of 330 amino acids. Lineage: Eukaryota; Metazoa; Chordata; Mammalia; Carnivora; Felidae. The transcript is spliced from 6 exons.
GGCCACUACCCUGGCGCCCCCCCCACGGCUCCCUUCCCUGCCACGUUCCAGCCGGCUCUCGGCCCCACGGCGGGCCCGGCCCCGCACCCCACACCCACCAGGACUUUCCGGCCCGUGCUCCACUUGUCGCACUCAACAGCCCCCAGCCGGGCGGCAUGCGCGGCAUCCGGGGCGCGGACUUCCAGUGCUUUCAGCAGGCGCGCGCCGUGGGGCUGGCGGGCACUUUCCGCGCCUUCCUGUCCUCGCGGCUGCAGGACCUCUACAGCAUCGUGCGCCGCGCCGACCGCACGGGCGUGCCCGUCGUCAACCUCCGGGACGAGGUGCUGUUUCCCAGCUGGGAGGCCUUGUUCUCCGGCUCCGAGGGCCAGCUGGAGCCCGGGGCCCGCGUCCUCCUCUUUCGACGGCAGAGACGUCUUGCAGCAUCCCGCCUGGCCUCAGAAGAGCGUGUGGCACGGCUCAGACCCCAGCGGGCGCCGUCUGACCGACAGCUACUGCGAGACGUGGCGGACAGAGGACGCGGCGGCGGCCGGCCAGGCCUCCUCGCUGCUGGCGGGCAGGCUGCUGGCGCAGAAGGCCGCGAGCUGCCGCAACGCCUUCAUCGUGCUCUGCAUCGAGAACAGCUUCAUGACCUCCUCCUCCAAGUAGGGGCUCUGCCGGCUCAGACAGGCAGAUGGAUGGACAGACGGCCAGGCCGGGAGGCCAGCAGCAGGGGAGCCGGGAAGCCGCCCUUAAGGAGCGUCUGCCCCUGCCCGCCCCCAGGGUGGGACCUGGCUGGCACUCUCCUGUAUGGUUCUGUGGUUCACGUUUCAUGUAACCCCCAAGAAAUAAAAGGAAACCAAAGAGUGUAUUUUUUAAAAAGUUUAAAACAAAACCUGAGCUGCUGCAGCACGCGGAACCCACCAUGGGGCCAGGUGGCUGGGCCACCCACCGAUGGGAGCAUUCGCAGGAACAAGCAGGACCUGCCUCUUGUGGGGGGCGGGGUGAAGGCAGAGUGGCCUGGUGGGCACAUGAGACCCCCCUCCCCGCCACGGGGACAGCAAGCCAGCCCGCAGUGCCCCAGCAGGCAGCGGGAUGGGGACGAGAACCAGUACUCAGGGCCACCGCCAGACAAGCCCUCGGAGUGUGGGUCACAGGGAUAUCCCACCUAG